AUGGCACGUGAUCGGCCAAGUCUGCACUGGCCCAAACACGGUCUCUUCGUCACGGAUUACUUCACCCGGACGCCUCGGAAGCUGAAUCCGUUCCGCUCAGUGGGCAGCAUUGAACUCUUCCACUUCCACAUUCCAGAAGACACGGUGAUCGCUGUGUGGAACCUCAUUACAUUCAAGGAGCAGGGAGGAACCUUCGGUGACAACUGUCCUGACCGCAGUGUCACAGUAUACUUCAGACCUGGUGCUCCUCCGGUUAUUAACCCCUUGAAUGCUCACUUUCCCCGAGACACAGCUGUGCCGGGCUCAUUCACUCUGACCCUCACCUGGACUCUUCCAAACAGGACCACUGGAGUGUUUAAUGUCACCAGUCCUCUCCCGGGAGACUGGUUCCUGGCUGCCCACCUACCGAAAGAUGAGGGAAAGAUCACAAUUAAGGGUCUACACGAUGAGUGCCAGUACCUCUUCCAGCCCCAGCUCAUCGUGCAGAGGGCCGUUGGCGUGCCGGUCCUGUACCCCGGAUACGUCACGGAGCAGAUGCUUCCUCCGCACAACCGCUCUGCACUCUACAAGGUCUUCAUUCCUCAGUUCACCUCGGGAUUGCGGGUUAGUCUCCUGGGUUGCCGCACCGGUGUGCGCACGGCUGACCAUUGCCCCCUCCUGCUGAGACUGCGUGCCAAAGCCCCCCCUUUGCACAAUUCUUCCUGCCAAGACUGCACCUCCUCCCCUGUGUGCCAACUCCUCCUGGCACUGCCCCUCUGGCAGCACUGGUACUAUGUGUUGGUGGAGCGGACAGGACUGGCGGGCACCGCUAUCUAUUUCCAGCUGACUACGCAGCUACAAGACUGUUCUCGGCCCGGCCUCUCCCGGGGGCCCGCCGCUCCCAGCUCCUCCCUGAACAUGCCUCAGUCUUUUGGAGCAGCGGGAGGAUUGGCUUCCUUAGAAGGCCUCCCAGCCCCCGGGGUCUCUCUGUCAUCCGGGAAUAUGUUUUGGGGUAACACCACCAUCCUCCAGCCGUCCUGUUGGCCCAUACGGCCCACCCUGAGGAACGAGCUGGACACAUUCUCGGUCCAUUUCUACAUAUUCUUCGGACCUAAUGUAUCGGUUCCACCAGACCGGCCUGCGGUGUUCAGCGUCAAUCUUCUACCCGUACUGGACAGCGGAGGGGUCUUCAACCUGGAAGUCCGUCUCAACGUUUCCUCUGUCCAAGGAGAGAACGUGACAGUCUUUGGGUGUCUGAAUCAUGGCGUCCCUCUGAUCUCCGGCGAUAACUCCUCCAUCACCUGCCAGACAGGUCAGCCUUCGGGGGGGGGAGUGCGGCUCCCUCUACGGGUGAGUCCUCCGACCCGCAUCCAAGCAACGUGUCCCCGCCUCCGUAUCCCCUACCCCCAGACCGGCACCUGGUACCUGAGCCUGCGCUCCAUGUGCGGCUCCCUCUACGGGUGGCGGCCGUGUCACAAUGUCAGCGCCGAGCUGAACCUGCGCACCUUCCUCUCGCCGUGCAUCAACGAGUGCGGGACGUACGGACAGUGCAAG
Messenger RNA from Nanorana parkeri, 1533 nucleotides. Its product is annotated as transmembrane protein 8A-like. The annotation marks the transcript as partial. Lineage: Eukaryota; Metazoa; Chordata; Amphibia; Anura; Dicroglossidae. The record is from RefSeq and is a predicted model, not a curated record. Gene Ontology annotation, cellular component: plasma membrane. The transcript has 9 exons.